AUGAUGAACGGUGUGAAAAGUGAUACGGGAAUUUCCGUCAACCUCGCGAACGGGGAAAAAGAAAAUGAUAAAGGAAGUAAAGUUAAUGGACAGAAAUCCUGUCUGUGUGUUGAUAAAGUUACAGUCAAAAUGAAUGGAUCAAGUACAUUCGUUGAAAAAGAAAGUAUUACCAAGAAUUGUAAAAAACCAGGACCGCUGAGAAAUGUUACUUGGAGUGAAAAUGUUGACGAAACUGAUUUGGAGGUACCAGGAACACCGAGAACUCCCAGGACCUCAAAGACUCCAGGCCAUGAAAAGUGUACAUUUCAUCACGACUUGGAGCUAGAUCACCGUCCUCCAACAAAAGAAGCACUAUUACCCGAGAUGUCGAAAAGUUACAGACGUUUAUUGAGAUCACUAGGUGAAGAUCCAGAUCGACAAGGACUUUUAAAAACGCCGGAGCGUGCUGCUAAAGCGAUGUUGUUUUUCACCAAAGGCUACGAUCAAAGUCUCGAAGAUAUUAUAAAUGAUGCAGUUUUUGAUGAAGAUCAUGACGAAAUGGUUGUCGUUAAAGACAUUGAAAUGUUUUCAAUGUGCGAGCAUCAUCUAGUACCAUUCUACGGAAAAGUAUCAAUUGGAUAUUUACCAUGCAAGAAAAUUCUUGGAUUAAGUAAAUUAGCUAGGAUCGUCGAAAUUUUCAGUCGAAGACUUCAAGUGCAGGAGCGCUUAACAAAACAGAUCGCUAUUGCUGUUACUAAAGCUGUUGAACCUGCGGGUGUUGCUGUCGUUGUUGAAGGAGUGCAUAUGUGCAUGGUAAUGCGAGGAGUUCAAAAAAUAAACAGCAAGACAGUGACUUCAACUAUGCUUGGAGUUUUUCGAGAUGAUCCAAAAACACGGGAAGAAUUUUUGAACCUUGUUCACUCAAAAUAA
Molecule: messenger RNA, 909 nt
Organism: Cotesia congregata
Lineage: Eukaryota; Metazoa; Arthropoda; Insecta; Hymenoptera; Braconidae
Source: the annotation of a GenBank genome assembly